AUGGCUAAGAGACAUAAACAUUAUAAGAAGAAUGGAGGGGGUGCUAAUAUCAAGAAAAGUAAGCAUGGAAAGAUUAAACACCGUCGUCCCACGGCAAGAGAUAACAGUCAAGGUAAUAAAGACUGGUAUGAUUCGGGAGUACCUGUUGGUGCAGGUGAUUUAGACGAUGUUUCAAAUGAUUAUUAUAAUCGUGGUAGAGCUGUAAUUUCUGCAGCCACAGUAGAAGAUUACUAUUUCAAGAGAGACAACGAUAAACAAUCUAUGAGAGUAGGUGGGUUGAGACCGGGAUAUAAUAGAGAUGUUACCCCUGAUAUUGAAGGCAGGUCCGGGUUCCGUAAGAGGCCGAUGGUCUUUGUUAAAUCAAUGGAAGUGUAUGAUCCAGCCCACGAUCUAAUUUUGAAACUUGCUGAGAAGAACCGUCGUGAAUCGGUUACCACAACUGUUGAGCUAACUGAAAAAGUACAUAUUCCAUUUAUAGCUGAAAAAGAGACAGAAGAGGCAGAAGAGCUAACAUCAGAUGAGCUAAAUGCCAGUUCAACUAAUGAGAAGGAGGAUAUCAAUCUUAUAGAGAAAGAGAAAGAAAUAAAUGUUUCAUCAGAUGAAUCAUUAUUUAACUUAAAUGAUGAGGAUUUAUUUUUCAUAGAUAAUGAAGGAGCUACUGAGAGUACGAUCCCAACAGUUCAUGUUGAAGAGAAUACAAAGUCCACGAAACGUCAAGUGGGUACUGUUUUGGAGUUUAAUCCAUCAUUGAUUAUAGGUAAGACCGAAUUACAUUUGGGAGAAGAUGUUGAAAAUGGUUCUGUUCAUCUCAAACAAACUGAGAGGAAGUAUCAUCCAUUUCAUGGUUAUGUACAAAACAUAAUGAAAAAUAUUCAACCUGAAGUAGAAGACGAAGAUUUUCCAGAUGAUUUUGAGGAUGAAAUCUCCGAUUUUGAGGACGAUAUUGAUGAUGAUAUUGACUUUGAAUAUGAAGAGGAGGAAUCCCAUGAAGAAGAGAAACUACAUCCUAGGCCUAGCAAAGAAGAAAGCCCGAAACUAUCUUCUCAGAUUGAAGACUUGCAUUUAACAGAAACGAAAAAUUCAAGCGAACUCAAUGAACCCGCAUUUGGAUUCAUGGAGGACGAUUACGUGAUUAGUACGGAUGACCUAAUGGUUAGUAAUAUUAGACUAGGAUAUUCUUCUGAUUCUUAUUAUGUGAAGUGUUAUAAGCUGUUUGGGGAUUACAAUUUCAGAUGGAUUGAACAGGAGGUAUUUACUGACUUCAUUUUAGAAGAACUAUGUUUACCUGAACAUCGAUUGAAUGCAUACUUAAAAUAUAUCAAGGACUCCUUAAUACCGAAAGAAGAGCCAGUAGAUCCCAGAUACUCUGAUGUCCCAUUUUCAGAUACAAGUUCUGAAGGAGAAGGUUAUAAUAGAUCACCAUUCGAUUAUCAAGAUAGUGACAUUGACAUAGACGUGUUCAAUGAUGGGACAGCAAUGGAAAUUACUUCAGAUAUGGACGAAGGGUUGGAAGACUUGAUAUCGUUCACGUUGAAACAUAACGUAGACCGUCAUCAAGAAUACGAAACUAAAUCCCUAGAGUUUAAAGGGAAGGGAAAGAAUAAAAAACUAUUAGUAUCAGACCAAAUAUCAUUAGAGUUGGAAACUAUUAACACUUUACAAAGUAAGUUGGAAAAACGUCUUAGUAACAAAGCUAAGAGAAGAAGAGCAAAGGAGGACUUUAUCGAUGAAGAAAAUAGAAAAUCCAAGGAUUUGUUUAAAAAGUAUCCUUAUGGAUUGCAUGUUCAAAAUAUAAGGGAUGAAUUAGAUUCAUUUUUAAACGAUACUAAUAGAUCGUCAUUAUUUUUCCCACCUUUAGAUCCACAUGGGAAUAAGACUGUAAGUAAAUUUGCUAAGCAUUAUUACAUGAAGUCGUCGAAGGUGGGGAAGGCCAAUCACACUCAUAUUCAAAUUGAAAAGGUAAGAAAGACCAAAUGGAAGACGCCUAAUUACGACCUGAUAAGUCAACUUUUAAAGCAACGCCCUGUAUUUAUGAGAAUAGAUGUUCAACGACCCAGAGAGGAGUUCGUUCGCACAGAAAGGUUGAGAGUGAAAAGCAAGUUUGCUACUAAAGAGGGUGAAUUAGUUGGUAAGGAUGCUCCAGAAAUUGGACAGGAGAACAUUGGUAGAAAGUUGUUGGAGAAACUUGGAUGGAGCAUAGGUGAAGGUCUUGGUCCGCACGGAAACAAGGGUAUCAGUGAACCGUUGAUGGCUCGUGUAAAGAAGAACAAGUCAGGACUGAGACAUAAGCACGAGGCAACGACAAGAGAGUAG
This is a messenger RNA of Naumovozyma castellii, 2313 nucleotides long. RefSeq names its product Sqs1p (gene SQS1). NCBI's taxonomy places the organism in Eukaryota, Fungi, Ascomycota, Saccharomycetes, Saccharomycetales, Saccharomycetaceae. The transcript has a single exon. The record is from RefSeq and is a predicted model, not a curated record. The coding region runs from base 1 to 2313 and encodes 770 amino acids.